AUGAGUAAGGGCUGUCUGCUUAUCAGCGGCGUCCUACUUGUUAUCUCCGGCAUCCUUUUCACCUGGUGCCGCGAGGCCAAAUCGCUGGAAAUGCUGAUGACCGGUCGCUUCCUGGGUGGCAUCGCAUCCGCCCUCAUCUUCACCGCUCAGCCCAUGUAUCUGCUGGAGUCCGCUCCCUCGGAGCUCAGCGGCAGCGUCGGAGUGUUCACCUGCAUCGGAGUGACCGGAGGGAUUCUCCUCGCCCAGGUGUUCACCCUGUCCCACAUGAUGGGCAGCGAGCAACUGUGGCCUUAUGCCCUCAGUUCCUACAGCCUGUUGGUGAUGCCAUCGCUGCUGCUUCUUUGGUGGUUCCCGGAGAGUCCGCGAUGGCUCUACCUGCACAAGCGGGACUCCGCCGCCAGUGAACAGGCUCUGCUGCGUUUGCGCGGAAGGCACGCUGAGGAGGAAGUGCGUCAGGAACUGAUCGAGAUGAAGGCCACUCUGGAGGCGAAGGCCAGCUCCGAAGCUAGUUCCUUUUGCUCGGUGGUGGGAGAUAGAGAACUGUGGCUACCACUGCUGCUUGUUUGCUCAUUCCAAGCCACCCAACAGCUAAGUGGCAUCAAUGCAAUAUUCUUCUAUUCGCUAUCCAUUUUGACGGAUGCUGGCUUCUCGGCAGGAGCAGCCACCUGGUUAAACCUGGGAAUCGGGGGCUUCAAUCUGUGUACGUCUCUUCUAGGACCACUACUGAUCCGCAGGUUCCCACGUCGCCCCCUGAUGAUGAUUUCCUGCUCCACUUGUGCUCUGGCCCUCCUAGCCAUGUCCUUGGGACUGUUCUUCCUGGAAAGAUCCGAAAGCACAAUCCUUACCUAUUUUUGUGCCGCCUUCAUCCUUACAUUCAUACUGGGCUUUCAGCUGGGUCUGGGUCCCAUUGCCUACUUCAUUGGCUCAGAGCUCCUUGAGGAUUCGCCUCGCGCUGUGGCCAUGUCGAUGGGCAGCCUGUUCUCGUGGAUCGGCAACUUCCUUGUGGGCAUGUGCUUUCCUUUGCUUCAGAGUGUCUGGAGCUCCUUCGCCUUCAUCCCGUGCAUGUGCGUGUGCCUCUACUGCCUGCUGCUCACCUGGCGAUACCUGCCGGAGACACGCGGUCGGGAGCCCAAGGAUGUCAAGCCGCUGAUGAGCCAUGGCCUCGCCUCCAAACGGAACUGAUGUGUCUAAUUGCCUAUUUAUAGAUUUAAUCAAUC
This is a messenger RNA of Drosophila takahashii, 1217 nucleotides long. The record is from RefSeq and is a predicted model, not a curated record. Lineage: Eukaryota; Metazoa; Arthropoda; Insecta; Diptera; Drosophilidae.